Molecule: messenger RNA, 1640 nt
Organism: Carassius auratus (goldfish)
Lineage: Eukaryota; Metazoa; Chordata; Actinopteri; Cypriniformes; Cyprinidae
Product: calcium homeostasis modulator protein 6-like
Exons: 3
Coding region: 253-960 (235 amino acids)
Cellular component (GO): plasma membrane
Molecular function (GO): monoatomic cation channel activity
Source: RefSeq, a predicted model, not a curated record
CAUUUAUUCUCUUUACCUUUGUUUUUUUUUUUAUAUUAUUAUUAUUAUUUUUUUUAAUUGAGCUGAUGUAUUAUUAGGUGAAUCUGAAAAUAUUAUAGCUUCCUAUGAACAACUUUCAGUCUGAAUAUAUUGACUGGCUGAACAAAGCCACAUCACGCUCAGGAGAUCUGUCCAUCAAAUCUUGUGAACAUUUCUAAAGAUCAUAAGAGUCAGAAACAGCUAAGUGUAUCAACAUCAAACUUCCAUCAGAAGAUGGCUACGCCACGGGAUCUUUUAAGGAAAUUGCAUGCAUUUCUAAAACAACCUGAGGGUUUCAUCGCUUUUCCUUUGAGCCUUCUGUUAUAUGGAUUGGAGAAGUUGAUUGAAAUCAUCUUCUCAUGCCCAUGCACAGUCAACCUUAAUAAAAAACUAACAGCAUCCAUCUUCAUUGGACCUGCUCUUUUUAGUUUUGCUUUAAUGUUCCUCCUUUUAAGGCCUUUUAGACAUGGACUUUGUUUGUUUGCAAACGAUGAAACUCAACAGAGCUGUCCUACAGCUUUUGCGCCUUGUCUGAUUCUGCCUGUAAUGUGGAGCGUCUUCUUGUUACUUGAUGGCGAUUAUGUUGCUUGUGCCAUGACAGACUGGAUGGGAGUGUAUGUGUUUGAUGAUGAGCUGAACAGGUUCUGGUGUAAACCCACUGCGGAGAUGUAUGCAAAUAAGACCGAGCUGCGAGAUCAGACUCGCGAAUUUAUUCAUGAAUCUCAGUUUUUAGGUUAUGUUGUGCUCGCAGUCUAUAGUGUUCUGGUGAUUAUCGUAGUGGGUAUUUAUGACUGCUUCAGUGGAAAAACCUAUGACUCUUCAAAUGUAUUAUUAGAGCGCUCUAGACAAAACGAAUCUGGCAGUCUUGGUGGCCUAAAGAGACCUCAGUUAAAGAAGCACCAACGACGGAGAAAGGGGCGCUUCCACCCCCGACACCUCUGAAAUCCACCUCCUACAACACCAUCCUUGUCAAAAACAGCCCUGAGUACUGCUCAAUACUGGAUCCUUCCUCCAGUACUAUAGAGACAAGUCAUUUGAAUUGACCUUGUAAUGACAUAACAAAUGAAGAUCUGUCAGUUUUUCUCUGGUUUCUUCAGCAACAUACUUAGCCAUUUCGCUGUAUGAGAAGCUGGGAGGGAUGUUUGAUACAGUAAGUUUAAGAAAUAGUUACCACCCCCCACCCCCAAGAAUGUGAGUAACCAAACAGUUGCUGGUCCCCAUCUAGUAUUUUUGUUCACAUUUUAUUUUAAGAUUCAUUUCUUGCUAUUAACAUACCAUUAACUAUGACUCUUGCCUUGAUAAACUCCUAAUUAAUAAUUAAUAAUAAAUAGUUAGUUAGGUAAUUGUUAGGUUUAGUUAUUGGAUAGAAUUAGGGAUGUGGUCAUGCAAAAUAUGUGCUUUAUAACUAUUACUAAAGAGGCAAUGUGUUAAUAACAGGAAUGUUAAUAAGCAAGUAGUUAAUGGUUAGAAUUGGUUCCUUUACUAAAGUGUUACCGUAUUUUAUUUAUUUAUUUCAGAGUCCAGAGAAGCUCAGCAACUGUUUGUUUGCCAACAUUCUGUAAAAUAUCUUCUUUUGAUUAUAUAAUAUUAUUGUUGCUGUAAUUUAUUUAAAAUACAUUUUG